Lates calcarifer (barramundi perch) is the source of this 3632-nucleotide messenger RNA. RefSeq names its product alpha-1,3-mannosyl-glycoprotein 4-beta-N-acetylglucosaminyltransferase C. The record is from RefSeq and is a predicted model, not a curated record. Gene Ontology annotation, biological process: protein N-linked glycosylation. Bases 112 to 1671 code for a protein of 519 amino acids. The transcript has 5 exons. NCBI's taxonomy places the organism in Eukaryota, Metazoa, Chordata, Actinopteri, Centropomidae. Gene Ontology annotation, molecular function: acetylglucosaminyltransferase activity.
GUCUCAUCUCAUGAUUGAGGAUCCAUGGUAAAAUUACAGAGCGAACAGAAGAGACCGUCUCACAAACAGCACACAACCUGACCAUAUCAGCAGGCAGUGAGAGGUGUGAUCAUGAGGCUGAUGUGGAAGUCCAUGGACAAGAUGAGGUGUUUCAGGAAACGAUCCAUGCUCCCAUUCCUCGGCUUCCUCAUCACCUUCCUGCUCUUUUUCAACCUGUACAUGGACGAUGGAUAUGUGCUGGAGGCUGAAAAGAGACAGCUGGGAGAGACACUGAUGCAUCCUGCAAACUCUGAGAGAUACGUCCACACAUUCAGAGACUUGUCCAAUUUCUCUGGGACCAUUAAUGUGACAUAUCGCUAUCUCGCAGGGAUUCCUUUGCCACGCAAAAAGUAUCUUACCAUCGGUUUGUCAUCUGUCAAGAGGAAAAAGGGGAACUACCUUCUGGAAACAAUCAAAUCCAUCUUCGAUCAGUCCAGUUACGAGGAACUGAAAGAGAUUGUGGUUGUGGUCCACCUGGCAGACUUUGACCUGGUCUGGUGUGAGAACCUGGUGCAGGAAAUCACCAGGAAGUUUGCUCACCACAUCAUAGCCGGACGCCUCCUGGUGAUCCACACUCCAGAGGAGUAUUACCCGUCUCUAGAUGGGUUGAAAAGGAACUACAACGACCCGGAGGACCGGGUCCGUUUCCGCUCUAAGCAGAAUGUGGACUACGCUUUCCUCCUCAACUUCUGCACGAACCUCUCUCACUUCUACAUGAUGUUAGAGGACGAUGUUCGCUGCUCCAGGAACUUCCUGACAGCCCUGAAGAAGGUGAUCACCUCCAGAGAAGGCUCCUACUGGGUGAUGCUGGAGUUCUCCAAGCUGGGCUACAUCGGGAAGCUGUACCACUCCAGAGAUCUGCCACGUCUGGCUCAUUUCCUCCUCAUGUUCUACCAGGAAAUGCCCUGCGACUGGCUCCUCAUCCACUUCAGGGGUCUGCUGGCCCAGAAGGACGUGAUCCGCUUCAAACCCUCGCUUUUCCAGCACAUGGGCUACUACUCCUCUUACAAAGGAGCAGAGAACAAACUGAAGGACGACGACUUUGAAGAAGACUCCAUAGACAUUCCUGACAACCCUCCUGCCAACCUUUACACAAACAUCAACGUCUUUGAAAACUACGACGCCACGAAGGCUUACAGUAGCAUUGUUGAUGAGUAUUUCUGGGGGAAGCCUCCCUGCACUGGAGAUUUCUUCGUCAUAAUCUUUAAUAAAUCAGUUAAAAUCAGCAGAAUUAAAAUCGUCACGGGCACAGACGAUCGGCAGAAUGACGUCCUUCAUCACGGAGCGCUGGAGGUUGGACAGAAGUCUGUGGAAACUAAACAGGGAAGGCAGUGUACGUCCUACAUCACCUUAGGGGAGUUUAAAGGCGGAAACAUCGAAGUCGACAAUGUCGACCACAAGAUCGGCUUCGACAUCGAGUGCGUACGAAUAGUCGUCACUGCCAGUCAGAAAGAGUGGCUCAUCAUAAGAACAGUCAGUUUAUGGACCACACAGCCAGUUCCAGACCUCUUGAAUCACCACCUACAUCCAGGUGUGCACCCAGACUCAUUUAACAGAUCGCUGCCUUUCACACAGUGUUUCCAAGAGGUUGGAUUUGGACCAAAUAUAUUAACAUUUCUAUGUGGUGAGUGAGGAUUUGUGAGGAGCUGAGGUAGAGCUGUCAGAGCAAGCCUCAACCUGAUGCCGAUAUUGAAGCAGAGGUUCCAUCAGGUAAAAGAAAAAUCAAGUUUAAUGACUUUUUCCACAGCAUUUCUCCUACAAAUCAAUCAAAGCAAUGACUAUAAAUACUUCUUUCCUUGCACAACUUUUAUUAUUUAUUCCAAACAGCUUGAUUUAAGUUAUGACAAAUCAAAACAGCUUAAGAGUUUCGUAUUUUAAAUAUACAGUAUUAUAAUCUGUGGACUUCAGCUAAAUUUUGUUUGGUAUUCUUUGCUGCCAUCUGCUGGAAAAUUUACAACUUGACACACAGGGAACCUCAUUUUCUACCAAUUAAAGAGCUGAACAGUAACUUGACUAAAUGCAAUAAAAAUGUCCUGAUUAUUGGAUUAAAAGUGUAACAGGACAUUAUAUAAAUUGUUCUAAAUUGGUGGAAAAUGCUUAUGGAUCACUUCAUUACAAUACCUGCAAAUUAUUACUUCAUAUAAAUGUUGCAAAGCACUUAUAACUGGUGAAUGUAAUAGCACAAUAACAGUUUAAUAUGGAGAGACAUAUAGUUACAUUUUACUGGUUUAGAUUGCUCAAAUUAAAUUUAAUCUACCUUAACUUAUUAUUUCACAUGAAAUAUUAUUUUAUUUUAUUUUUUGUCCACUGACAGAUAUAUAUUGUCACAUUUUGAAGGUUAUUAUUACAUUUAAUGUCAGCAGUUAGAUGCUUAGUAAAUGAUACUGUAUUUGUUUAGCUUUAUUUAACUUAAAUUAACAAAAAAAACAAUAAAUUUAAUGAGAAAAAGAAGAGAAAGAGUCCAGAGGCAGAACAACAGAGGAGAGGUAUCUCCUCCAGCACAGAAAUAACAACAGUAAAAUUACAAUAUGGAGAAACUGAAUGACAAUAUUAGGUAAAUAUACAAAAUGUAAACCUAAUAUGGGGAUUAUGAAUCUGUGAAGAUCGUGUCUGACAGAGUUACAGGUGUCACCUGUGCUGCAGCCUCUACUCUGUAUGAGCCCCCUCCCUCAGGUGUUUGUGUUUGCCAGUAAAUAACAGAUGGCCUGGCUGCAGAUGGAGCCAAACCUGAAAUGAGAUUUGGGGUGAGAAAUAGACUUUUUCACCAGAGAACUAAGUUCACCCAACUCCUCUAACUCUGUUACAGUGACACCUCAUUCAGGUCGUAUCAGAAGUUAAUCCACUCUUUUUCUUUUUCUUGGAUGUUCUUGCACAUUUCACUUCAUACUCAUUUCACACUUUCUCCUCCUGUUACUCUCUGAUGUCGUCCUCCUGAAUAUAUCUUACAUUAUCCUCCUCAUACCUGUCCCCAGGUGGCCUGUUCUUCUCUCCUGUCUUCCAGUCAAAUGCAAUUUCCUUCACUUUCCUCAGCUCAUUGUGGUCUCUACUUCCACUUGUUUUUUACCGCCUACUGCCUCUCAGACACCCUGUGGUUACGUGUAAUCUGAACCAAUCUCACAUCGUCUUUCUCCUGCAAUUUAAAAAAAGAUUGUAAACUGAAUAUUCUCCUUUCAGAAAAUGUCUAAAUCAUAAAAAGAACAAAACUAUCUAGGUUCUACUUUCUUUAUUCAGAUGAAUCAUACAUUUAUAGGUUAAAUUUGAAGAAAAACAUUAUUGUUUUUUUAUUUUAAGCCAUAAAGUGUUAUUGUAUUAUAUUAUAAUCCAUUAGCUCAGAUAAAUUUGAAGCCAGAACCAAGAGGCAUGACCACAUCACUCUGGAAUUUAGCUUUUUUACACCGGAUCCAAGAUUUUAAGAGCUUAAGACUGAUUACUUCUAAUUUAUGGCAUUUCUCCCAUUUGUGUUUAACACCUUUUAUCCUGACGUUAUGUGAGUUUUUACCUCACAUUAUGUCUUUUUUUUCAGCUUUUCUUCCUCUGCUUCUUUUUCUUUCUCUCCUUAUCAUUAUUCAUGAUGUGACAGUUAAAUGUCUUGA